AUGGCGGAGAAGGUGGACGAAACGAUAGCGGAUAUGACCACGGCCGGAGCGUUCGGGACGGACAUCCAGCUCGUUUCGUUCGAACUGGAGCGACUUCACACCGAGCUGGAUCAGUUCGCGUCGUGCGUCCUGUACGGCACGGCCACCGUCAACGACAGCGACGGUCGACGCCACGAUCAUCGGCUUGUGUUCAAGUACAAGCACCCGACACUCGAAAAACGGAUAUUCUACAAUAACGACAGUCAGUUCCACAACGAGACGCUGUUCUACGAACGUAUAGCUCCGUUCCUGUUGGCUAGCCGCGGCUCGCAGCGGAACGGAAACGUGACCGCUACACCGACCCUCUGCCGUUACGUUUACGGGCGCAAUGAUUGCGAAGAACAGGCACACCGGGACGUGAUCGUCUUGGAAAACGAAUCCGUCCGUGGAUAUCGGACGGCGGUGACUAGCCACAGGUUGUCUUUAGAUUUUGACCAUCUGAUCGUUGCACUCCGGACUCUGGCAAAAUUUCACGGGCUUUCCUACAUGGCAAAGCACGAGGACUCAGUGAAGUUCAAAGAAAUAGUUGCUGAUGUGAAAGAGACUCAAUGGUCCAAAGACGGUGAGUGGUUUUUCCAUCCCAGCGUACUCCAGGGAUUAUUUUUGGUACCCUUGGACAAGCUAAAAGAACGUCACGUUGUGGCUGGUGGCAGUGGUGACAACGAAGUGGAAUUGAUUAGCCGGUUCCAGACAGAACUGUUGACUGAUGCUAUGCAAUCGUUGAGACGCAUAGUCGUUCCCGUCGAACCAAUGGCCGUAUUGUGCCAUGGUGACUUCAAUCGGAACAAUCUACUGUUCCGGUACGACGACGGUGGCCGCCCGGUGGACGCGCUGGCGUACGACAUGGCCACUAUCCGGUACGGGUCGCCGGUAAUAGACCUGUCGUUCUUCCUGUACAUGAACGCGGAUCGCCGGACCCUGGACGAUCAUUGGGACACGUUGCUGGAUGUGUACUGCUCUACGCUGGCCGCGGUUGCGGGUGACGUCCCGGUGCCGGGCCGUGAUCAGCUGGACUCCGAAAUACGAGAAUAUGGGUUCUACGGUCUGGUGCACGUGUCGUACUUCGCAGGCAUAAUGUUGGAGGAAAAUACUCAGGUGGGUUGGGAAGAGUUCUUUGAUGCCGAUGAAUUCAAGAUGUUGAGUUUGUUGCUCAGAAAUGGUGGUGAACCGGCCACCGAAUGGUUCGCCGACGCCGUUCAACACUUUAUCCACUGCAAGUACGCCAGGGCACCCGCUUCCACCAUCGUCGCCAAUGAAGAUUGCAUACCGGAUGAAAUAUAA
Molecule: messenger RNA, 1320 nt
Organism: Macrosiphum euphorbiae (potato aphid)
Lineage: Eukaryota; Metazoa; Arthropoda; Insecta; Hemiptera; Aphididae
Source: the annotation of a GenBank genome assembly